Mirounga angustirostris (Northern elephant seal) is the source of this 766-nucleotide messenger RNA. RefSeq names its product ubiquitin-conjugating enzyme E2 U-like. NCBI's taxonomy places the organism in Eukaryota, Metazoa, Chordata, Mammalia, Carnivora, Phocidae. Gene Ontology annotation, cellular component: HULC complex. The transcript is spliced from 2 exons. Gene Ontology annotation, molecular function: ubiquitin conjugating enzyme activity. The record is from RefSeq and is a predicted model, not a curated record. Gene Ontology annotation, biological process: protein polyubiquitination; DNA repair; proteasome-mediated ubiquitin-dependent protein catabolic process.
AUGAAGAAUCUGAAACUAUUCAAAGCAAAACAACAGUUGAAGGAGAACAAUUUUAAGGGUAUUACUGCCUUUCCUGUAAGUGAAGAUCUAAUGGAAUAGGGAGCCGAUAUUGAAGGUCUACAAAAUACAUUUUGGCAUGGAUUAUUCUUCCAACUGAAAAUAAACUUUACGUCACAAUACAAUUUUGUCCCUCCAGUUGUGAAAUUCCUAACAAUUCCUUUUCAUCCAAAUGUGGACCAAAAUACUGGUCGGGCUUGUAUAGAUAUUUUGGAUGACCCCGAUAAGUGGAAUACAAGCUAUACCUUGAGCAGCAUCUUACUUACCCUCCAGGUUAUGCUUUCUAAUCCAGUGCUAGAAAAUCCAGUGAAUUUGGAAGCAGCCCAAAUGCUGAUUAAAGAUGAAUCUCUGUACAAACAAGAAGUUCUAAGACUUUUCAACCAACCAACACAAUUGAGAAAUAACAGCCCUGAGUUUCCUAAAGAUCCAGAUAAACUUAUCAGAUCAACUAAAGCAAUCUCAUUUAAUGAUUACUACAAGACAUGGUCCGGAAUAGCAACAUCAAAAGCCACAGAAUACUAUGGAAGUCCAUGUAAGGUGGUCUAGCCUUAUCUUUUGUCCUUUUGUAUAUAUUAAUCUCCUAAUUAUUCUCCACUUGUCUUGCUUUCCAAGACUAAUUGACAUAUAUUUAUAAUCAGAAGGCAAUAAACUUCUCUGUUACCUCUAUAUAUGAAACAUUCAACAACUCUUAAUUUAGUUCCUCUUUUGU